Molecule: messenger RNA, 2091 nt
Organism: Rotaria sp. Silwood1
Lineage: Eukaryota; Metazoa; Rotifera; Eurotatoria; Philodinida; Philodinidae
Source: the annotation of a GenBank genome assembly
AUGUCUAAUAAAAAUAAACUUUCUUAUUACUUUACAAACAAAUCAACAUCUUCACAUGGAACAUGUGAAUCACAUCAUAUUGAUGCUACAGAUAAAGAUAUUAUUAAUGCAAACGAAAUAAUAGUAUUGAAUGAACUCGAUAAUAAUUCCUCAACAUCAUUAUCUUCAUCAACCGUUACCUGUUUUAAUCAAGACAGUGGAAAUUUAAAUCUCAACGAAAACAGAUUUAUAACAACAACAACGAAUAGUGCUGAAUUAUUAUCUGAAAGUUCACUACUUAAUUCAUUUAAACGAGAUCCUGGUCGAGGCCCAGAAGCAGCUGGAGAAUUUUUAUUAUUAGGUCCAUAUCAACCAGUUACUACUUUUCCAACAAUUAAUCAUCGUCAUUUUUGUCUUUAUUGGUAUAAAGUUUAUCAAUGGAUCGAGUUUAGCGAAAAGACUAAAAAGGCAUAUUGUUUUGUUUGUAGACUUUCUUAUUCACAGGGACAUUGUGAUGAUGCAUUUACCAAAAAUGGUUUUAACAAUUGGUCAAUGGGUGUUAGGAAACUUAACAAAUAUCAAUCAAGUAUAUCUCAUAAACAGGCUAAUGAUUCAUAUGUUAAUGCUGUUAAAAACCACAAAGAUAAUAUGGAUGUUUUAAAGUUAAUAGAUAUUGAACAUAAAAAAAUAACAUUAGAAAAUCGAAAUUAUCUUAUCGAAAUAAUUCGAACAAUCGUUUUUCUUGCUAUACCAGGUUUAUUGUUUAGAGGACAUCGUGAAAAUGAUAAAUCAGAAAAUAAAGGUAAUCUUCUCGAAUUACUAGAAUUUCGUCGUACAGAAAAUGAAUUAAUCAGAAAAAAAUUGGGGGCAUUAAAAUACAUCCACCAUUCAAUUCAAAAUGAAAUAUUAUCCAUAAUACAACAACAUAUACUAUCUCAAAUUGUAUCUGAAAUUAAAACAUCAAAAUAUUAUUCAGUAAUGAUUGAUGAAACAUCUGAUAUAUCACGUCAUGAGCAAGUAUCUUUAGUAAUUCGUUAUACUGAUGAUCAAUUCAACGUUUAUGAACGUUUUAUUGGAUUUGAAAGAGCUUCUGAUAUUAGCGAAGAAGGUUUAUUUGAUUUAUUAAUGCUUUGGUUGAAGAAACUCGAUUUAGAUACUAAAUAUAUUGUAGGAUUAUGUUUCGACGGUGCCAGUUCAAUGCGAGGUAAAUGUAAAGGUGUUGCCACUCAUCUUAUUCAAGUUAUUCCAACAGCUUUAUACGUGCAUUGUAACGGGCAUGUAUUAAAUUUAUGUUUAGUAGAUGUUUCAGAAGUUGUUGUACAUGUGCGAAACAGUUUUGGUGUUGUUAAAUUACUCUACAAGUUUAUCGAAGGAUCACCAAAACGUCAUAAAGUUUUCGAAGAUCUACAAAAAGAACUUGGUUUUGUAUUGGUACCAUUAAAAAGUUUAUGUGAUACUCGUUGGACUUGCAGGUAUGAGAGUUUAAAAGUUAUUGUCAUUCGAUAUUCAGAAAUAUUAUCUACAUUGGAAUUAAUUGAAACUGGUGAUUCAUUCAUUUUAUUACAAGUAAUAAGAACAUUUGAUUUUGUUUUUCAUAUUCACAUGAUGAGUGAAAUUUAUUUAAUUACACACAUAUUAUCAAAAUUUUUACAACAUUCAAAUAUAUCUUUAACCGAUGCAUUAGCCAAAGUUAAAGUUACAAUCGAUUCACUUCAAUCAUUACGAGAUGAACAUGAAUUUAAAAGAAUUUGGGAUGAAUCGAUGAAGAUCUGUAUAGCUAAUAAUAUUGACGAAUCUCAGGAACGUCGCAAACGGAAAGUUCCAUUACGUUUUGGAGGUGGUGAUGCUACUACAAUUAAUUCAACAAUUCAAGAUCAAUAUCGUGAUCAAUCAUUUUAUGCAGUUUUAGAUAGUAUUGUAGCAUCUAUUAAAGAAAGAUUUGAUGAAAACAAUUUGUCUGUUGUAAUUUUAUGUGAGAAAUUAUUCUUGACAAAAGUAUUUUUGAUUGAAGAUGAAUUAAAAGAAGUUGCUCGAUUUUACCAUAUAAGUUAUGAUGAUUUAAGAGCAGAGCAACGAUUAUACAAAAUAGCACUUGAUGGAAAAAAAGAAUGA